Acromyrmex echinatior (Panamanian leafcutter ant) is the source of this 996-nucleotide messenger RNA. RefSeq names its product farnesol dehydrogenase-like. The record is from RefSeq and is a predicted model, not a curated record. NCBI's taxonomy places the organism in Eukaryota, Metazoa, Arthropoda, Insecta, Hymenoptera, Formicidae.
AUGAAUUAUCUAGACGUAGAUUAUACACGACCCCCUAAUCGAGGACCAGAUUUUCAGCAUGAUAUCGUCCUUGUCACCAGCGCCUGCUCCGGAAUUGGUAAGGCAGUCACCGAAGAAUUAGUGUCAAAGGGAUUUAAAGUCAUCGACCUCUCCAACGAUAUAAACAAGCUGAAGCUUCUCGUGGAUGAGCUGAAGGACAAAUCCGGCAAAUUAUAUCCUCUUCAAUGCGACUUAAGUCUUCCGAACGAGAUCGAAAGUGCAUCGGAGUGGAUAGAGAAGAACCUGGGUAGUGUGGACAUCUUAGUAAAUAGCGCUAGUAUUAGCUUAGAUGGGUUCAACAUCAAUGAUGAUAUACAAGAAUUUAAAAAGAUUAUUGAUAUCAACUUGACUCGCUUCUCACUAAGAAGAUUCUGCAAUAAAAAAAUUAUUUGUAUAUCUCUGAUAAAUAAAAAAAAUAUUAGAAAUCGACAAUGGAUCAUCAAUGUCAACGACGUAUGCGGAUUGAAAUUGUUGCCUCUUGUCUCCGACCGACCUCUUUCCCCGGCAUAUGCUGCAAGCAAGUUCGCGUUGACCGCACUGAGUGAAUGUCUUCGUCUGGAGUUGGCCCAAAACGAGUCCAACAUCAAAGUGACCAAUAUCUGUCCGGGCUUAAUGGAGACCGAGCUCAACCAGCAAUGGUUAAAAGAAAAUUCACGAUUGGCUCUAAAACCAAAAGACGUGGCGGACGCUAUUCUCUGCUCGGAGAACGUGCUUAUCAAGAAUCUUAUUAUUAUACCCAUUCGGGAGAUUAAUUGAGACUGGACGAAAUCGUUGUUUAUGACGAACAUUGUAUUUAGAGCACGUAUCGUGUGGCAAAUCAAAAUAAAGCAUUAACAAUUUUCAAAUAUGAUGUCAAUUUUCAAACAUGAAUUCGUCGUAUUUGUCUUAAAAUUCUCAGGCUGAUUUUAUAAGUUUUUAUUUUUUACAUUUUUUAUAUUUUUUUAUUGGCAAUAUUAU